AUGCCGCCACCUCCGCCGCCAGUAGAUGACGUCCUAUGGUCACCCGCGUCUUCAUUUGGCGCGCGAUCCACACGCUCACUGUCUACCACGUCUCGGAACUCAAACAGACUCUCAUUGACUCUGCCAAUCGCGCCACCAUCAAACACACCAUCUCGUCCAACUCCGAUCAGUACGACUGCGCCAUCCUUUCCCCCAACUCCAAAGGAUACUCCUCUGGUUCGGUCCCCGACGGAUGCCAAUGACUUCAUUCACGCUAUUGCUGCUCAAGAGAGACGCGUGUUGGAAAUCCGUGAGGAGUUGAAAAACGCCGAGGCGGAACUGACACGACUCAAGAAGCAGUGGGGCGCGUUCGACUCGGUCAGGAAACGCAACGCCAUGGUCAAUGGGGAGCCAUUACGAUCGAUUCAGUCUUUGCACAACUCACCUGCUACUGAUGAUGUUGAAGGUACGCGGCGGAGUAUCGAGCUGGACCGGAGAAGGACGAUGAUGAUGAGCCAGCAGCUCAACAAGGAGGGCACACCUAAUUCAGGAAGGCGACGUAUCAUCCGCGGUGGGCAUACUCGAGCUUUGUCUCUCCUGUCGCCCACAAAGCCACAGGAAUUCCACCUCCUUGACCUCGACGACCCACUAGACGCUCACAAACCGCCAGUGAAGGACUCCGAACCUCACCUUCAACAUCUCGGUCGUUCCUCACCAAUCACGGUUGCUCAGCUGAACAAGCGCGCAUCUUGGGCGCCUCGCUCGGCCAGUCCCUCCAAUCACGGCGUAAAGCAGAUGGCAGAGGACUUCAAAGCAGGUCUGUGGACUUUCGUGGAUGAUCUGCGCCAAGUUGCUGUUGGAGAUGAGCCCAUCAAUGGGGGUGGGGCUCAACGCAGAGGCUCCAACAGAAUGAGUGAGGGCGAAAAAGAUGGUGACACGAUCCGAGCAUCCGCCACCCCUGCGCGGCCACGCCUUAGCAGCACGUUCAGCGACGUUACCCCCACGCCCACGUCGCGGUUCUCGGAUCCCCUCAAGGAAUCGGAUACAGCCAACCUAGGACGCCCAAAACGGACCAACUCCAAGCGCACGAAGCACUUCUCCUGGACGCCCCUCAGCGUCGACUCCUUCGACGACAACGACUGGUCAAACUGGGACAGUCCCGUGUCAUCCUCGCCUCGAUGGAGCGGCACUACUGUCAGCGGCGACCUUAUCACGCCAAUCCCUGAAAAGGGCGACGAAAACGAACCGCCACUCAAGAACCAGACCGCGACAUCGAGCGACUGCGAGCCUCCCCUCUCCCCUUCGCCAUCAGCACUGAAGCUGGAGGAAUUGUCUCUGAAUGUUCUGAAUAAGUUGAGGAGUCUUGGAGAGCCUGUGACCCCUAUCAAAAACAAGGCCUGUUGA
Messenger RNA from Diaporthe amygdali, 1383 nucleotides. RefSeq lists its product as uncharacterized. Lineage: Eukaryota; Fungi; Ascomycota; Sordariomycetes; Diaporthales; Diaporthaceae. The record is from RefSeq and is a predicted model, not a curated record. Bases 1 to 1383 code for a protein of 460 amino acids. The transcript has 2 exons.